This is a messenger RNA of Yamadazyma jaroonii, 801 nucleotides long. Lineage: Eukaryota; Fungi; Ascomycota; Pichiomycetes; Serinales; Debaryomycetaceae. The record is from the annotation of a GenBank genome assembly.
AUGGCUAGUAAGACUUACAGUGAAAGAGCUAAAACUCACCCUUCACCAGUUGCUCAAAGAUUAUUUGAGUUAAUGGAAACUAAGAAGACCAAUUUAUGUGCUUCAGUUGAUGUUAAGACCACUAGUGAAUUCUUAUCAUUGAUCGAUAAAUUAGGACCUUAUAUUUGUCUUGUUAAAACUCAUAUUGAUAUUAUAGAUGAUUAUUCAUACGAAGGAACUAUUGAACCAUUGAUUGAAUUAUCCAAGAAGCAUAAAUUCAUGAUUUUCGAAGAUAGAAAGUUCGCCGAUAUUGGUAAUACAGUUAAAUCACAAUAUUCAGGUGGUGCUUAUAAGAUUGCAAAAUGGUCUGAUAUAACUAAUGCUCAUGGAGUUACAGGAGCAGGAAUUGUUGCUGGAUUGAAAGAAGCUGCCAAAGAAACCACUGACGAACCAAGAGGUUUAUUGAUGUUAGCUGAAUUAUCAUCAAAAGGUUCUUUAGCUUAUGGUGAAUACACUAAACAAACAGUUGAAAUUGCAAAAUCUGAUAAAGAAUUCGUCAUUGGAUUUAUUGCUCAAAAAGAUAUGGGAGGACAAGAUGAAGGAUUUGAUUGGAUAAUCAUGACUCCAGGUGUUGGAUUAGAUGAUAAAGGAGAUGCUUUAGGUCAACAAUAUAGAACAGUUAAUGAAGUCAUUUCCACAGGUACUGAUAUUAUCAUUGUUGGUAGAGGUCUUUUCGGUAAGGGAAGAGAUCCAACAGUUGAAGGUCAAAGAUAUAGAGAUGCUGGAUGGAAUGCUUAUUUAACUAAGACUGGUCAAAAUUAA